Molecule: messenger RNA, 333 nt
Organism: Purpureocillium lilacinum
Lineage: Eukaryota; Fungi; Ascomycota; Sordariomycetes; Hypocreales; Ophiocordycipitaceae
Biological process (GO): mitochondrial outer membrane translocase complex assembly; protein insertion into mitochondrial outer membrane
Cellular component (GO): mitochondrial outer membrane
Source: RefSeq, a predicted model, not a curated record
AUGGCCGCCUCCGCCGAGUCCCUCCUGGACCUGCACGAGUCGUCCCUCUCCGACGACAGGGACGACGUCGACUCCCUGCCCUCCACAUCCACGAGCGACAUCUACUCGGACGCCGACUCCGAGGCCCAGGCCGAGUGGGACCGCAGCCUCGAGCAGCUGCAGCUCAUCCUCACCAUGAUGAUUGUCCCCUGGAUGGGCAAGUAUUUUGGCCGCAAGUUUGCCUUUUGGAGCUGGGCUCGCUACAUGGAAUGGAUGCACAACGUCGAGAUCCGGUGGACCAACAAGAAGGCGUUCAAGGUCGUGGGCGCUGUCGAGGCGGCCGCGACGUUAUAG